Acanthoscelides obtectus is the source of this 2450-nucleotide messenger RNA. The record is from the annotation of a GenBank genome assembly. NCBI's taxonomy places the organism in Eukaryota, Metazoa, Arthropoda, Insecta, Coleoptera, Chrysomelidae.
AAUCUUUCAACUGUCAUUCAUCCCCAACUUUCGUUUGUUCGUCCCGCUUUUUUUAACGGUUUUUCGUCUAAAUUCCAUUCCAGCUUUGUAAAUUUUCUUCUAGUUACCGAGCUUUUAUAAGUUGUAAAUUGCGUUUGAAAAAAGAAGUGAUGGAUCGCGACAAUGCUUCUAGCUCUGAUGAAGAGCGUAGGAAACAGAAGGCACAGGCAGGGAGGCCCCCUCAAAGGCAUCGCCCCGGAGUGCCGAGGAGAUCAAAUCCUCGACCAGUGGUCCCUCUGACCCGUCGUCAUUCGUCUCACGAAUUGAGAAGCCAAGUCCAGGCAGCGUUUCUCCCCAGAGUGAGAGCAUCUAGAAGCCAGAGUGCUCACAGAUUUGGAGAGAUUGUUCAGAGCCUUGGAGCGCACCCAAUAUUUACCUGUGUUGUAGAAUUGCGCAGAGCACUGUCAAUUAAUCCUCAGGCGGCUUUCUUACUUCAAGAGAUGCAACUUCAGGACGUCUUGCACCUCAUCGAGGAAGACAUGUUCGAAAUGGGCUUGAUUGAUCAGGUGAACAGGAGUGAUCAGGAAACAGAUGAUGAUGACAUUGAGGAACAUGUCGUCCCGCGCAUGCAUCCUUGCAGGAUUUGUCGCCUUCUCUGUCCUGAUCGCGUUGAAGUGUGCGCAGCCUGCCGGGCCAGGAAUGACAAUAUCGAACCUUCUUCUUCUUCUUCUUCUAGCGCCUAAAUGUUUAUGCCCAUCGUCUUGUGCAAUUUGUUAUAGAAUGUAUGUAAAUUUUUAAUUUGUGUUCAUGUUUUUUUAGUUUUACUAUACGAGGCAGUCAGUCGUCAUAGGUACGUUAAGUUAAAAUGUUUGUUCAAUUUGUUUGCUAGCUUCUUAAAAAAAGAUCGCUUUUAGUAACUAUUUUCAAUACCUUACUACUAAUACCGUUUUAACUAGUAUAGUUUAUAGUCCAUGCGCAUCUCAAAAUAUAGAUAAACAGAGUGCUCCUCGUAUAGUGUCAGUUAUACCCCAGUUGUGUGUAAAGACUGAUAUUAAUGGAAGAGAUGCUGGGAAUACCUUUGCACCUUGAAUCUAAAGCAUACUCUUCCACUGUAAAGAUAAGAUAUAAUACACCAAAGAUGAACUAUAGAAUGUGAUAACUGUUGUGAUUCUAUUUAAAAUAUGUAGGAUUCUUGCCAUAAAGUUAUUAGUAGUAGUAUCUUUAUGAAUAGCUAAACAAUACAAUAUAUAUAAUGUUAUCUAAAACUAACACUAUUUUCUACAUAGAUUCUCAAUUGUCUUUUGAAUUUGACAAAAUUUGAUUUCUGUAAAACCCCUGACACUAUAUAUCAAGCUGGUCUUAGCAUUCCUACAAUUAAAGAAGAAUGCAAGCUAGAUAUUUCUACAAGGCCGUAAAAACACAACACAUAUUUGUUACAAUAAAGUCAAUUAUACUUGAAAAAGGCCACUGUGAUGGUUAUUCUAAGAUCUUCAUAUUUUCUGUAAUAAACAGGAAGCAAAAGAUGACAAUGAGGUACAUGUUGUCUCUCGCAUGCAUCCUUGCAGAAACUGUCACCUGCUAUGUCCUGAUCACAAUGAAGUGUGUGCAGCAACUAGUAUAGUUUAUAGUUCAUGCGCAUCUCAAAAUAUACAUAUAGUUCAGUUAAAGCCCAGUUAUGUGUAAGAAUUACUGUAAAGACUGAUAUUAAUGGAAGAGAUGCUGGGAAUACCUUUACACCUUGAAUCUAAAGCAUACUCUUCCACUGUAAAGAUAAGAUAUAAUACACCAAAGAUGAACUAUAGAAUGUGAUAACUGCUGUGAUUCUAUUUAAAAUAUGUAGGAUUCUUGCCAUAAAGUUAUUAGUAGUAGUAUCUUCAUGAAUAGCUUCAAGCUCAACAAUACAAUAUAUAUAUAAUGUUAUCAUCUAAAACUAACACUAUUUUCUACAUAAAUUCUCAAUUGUCUUUGAAUUUGACAAAAUUUGUAGAUUUGACUUCAGCUUGUAAAUUAUUAAAAUCUUAAUAUACAUUAAUACACUGUAUAUACGUAUUGCACUUAGGUAGGUAACAUGACUGGGGUAUUACUGUAUUGUUAUCGUUAUCUCAUAAAGACACAUUAAGCUUAGGUAAUGAUUGCAAUAUUUUUAUAACACCCUUGAUUACAGAAUCAAAUCUGCAAUCUAACCUUAAUGUGUCUUAAUAUUAUUUUUAUUUAUUGUUCAUAAGGACUUGUAUCAAUUGAACAAAAAUUGUCAAUGCUUGAAUACAGUAAUAUGUAGUGUGUUAAUGAGAGCAUUGCAUCUGGUGGUCACCACCUUUUAGAACAACGAAAUAGAUGGUCAACUGAUGCGAGUCCUUUUUGUUUUUAUUUAACUGUAUUUAUUUUAGACUACAGACACUAGGGCAUUUACUGAACAUUCAAGUUGGAUAAAGGUUGUAUGUUUCAUAUCAAAAUAAAAGAAAUGAAAAUGC